ACCAUUGGCAGCAGGAGCAGGAGCAGCAGGAGCAGCAGGAGCAGGAGAGCCUUGCUAUAGCACCACAGUGCCGAACCUUCCCGCAAUCCGUUCGCUCCCCAUAAUCUGAUCGCUGGUUCACCUUCCUGAUUUCCCCCGAGCGCAGCACGCCAUGCCACGGGAGCAACCCAACCCGAUGCGACAACGAAUGCCCCCGUUCGGCCGCCACGGCAUCGGCCCGGCCGCUCGGCCACCGGCGCGGCGGACACGCCAAACACAACUCCCGGCCGCCUUCGCGGUUUUGGUGGCACUUUCGUUACUUGGGGUCCCGGAGGCCGCGGACGGCUUUGCCCCCACGGCACGGAGGGCGGUUCGGCCCCCAGAAGCCACCGGAAGCGGGUUCGGGGGAGGAAACGCAAACGCAAACGCGAACGCAAACGCGAACGCAAUUGCGCACCGAAAUCCCGGCCCGAUCCGGGGUUUUGGGGCCGCCAAAACCAAUGCUACGCCCACGCGGCUCGGGAUGCUCCGGAUGCCGGCCCUGCCGGUGGCCUCGACGUCCUGGCUCUUCAACGACCGGAUCAUGCGGGUGGCAGAAUCCUGGGCACCGUCGGUGGGCGUGCUGAUGGCCACCCUCAUCUACCUAGCCCCGGCCAAGGCGGUCUGGCGCAUCGUACAAAAGGCCCGAAAGGGCAAGGCCGGCGGGAGCACCACCGAGGGAGACCCCGACCCGCUGAACGGGCUGAACCCCCUGCCGAUUGCCAUCAUGCCGGCCGUCGCCGUGAGCUGGUUCGCCUACGGCCUGGUGGCCAGCGAUCCCUACCUGGUCCUGGGGAACCUCCCGGGAGCGGUCCUGUCGGUGGCCUAUUUGAUCGGGAUCCUCCCGGUCAUGCAAUACAACGCCUCGUACCCGGAUUCCCCCUCGGCUCUGGCCAGGGUCGCCGCCGGUGCCAUGGAAAACCCAGCGGAGACCCUCCUCAAGCCGCCGAAGCGGUCGGGACGGCUCUUCUGGACCCACUUCACCGUUCUGCUCUCGGCGGCGGCGACGCUGGGCCUCUGGGCGACCCUUGCCCUCAUGACCUCGGGGGCCUACGGCGACUUUCACGUCGGGGGCCUCGAGUUCGGGAUGGGAUACGCCGGGAUGCAGCGCAAGGGAAUCAUCGCGGAGGGCCUGGGGGUCUACGCCGCGGGCCUCUUCAUCCUGCUGGGGGUCAGCCCGCUGUCGACCAUCCGGACGGUUCUGGAGACCAAGAACAGCCAAUCGAUCCUCGGCCUCCUGACGGCGGCCCAGGUCGUCAACACCGGCCUGUGGACGGCCUACGGGCUGGCCGGGAACGACGUCUUUGUGUGGGGCCCGAACGUCAUCGUGAGUGCAGCGACCCUUGUGUGUGUGCGUUUGUGGUUGUCUCUUGUCUUGAGUGUCUUUACUGUUUCGUCACGCAUGCGGUGCCAAACCAUCCUUUUCUUUUGUACUCUGCCGCUCACUCGCACGCUCCUGCGAUACCUUGUUCCACGUGGAUAUAUAUGGUUUACUUCGCAAUACAUUUCCUUCCUUGGUUCGAUUCGAUUCGGUUUGAUUUGGUUUGGGUUGGUCGUUACAGGGAUUCACGCUCGGGCUGAUACAAAUGGCCCUCAAAUUGCUGUUCCCGUCUCGAAAGCCCCCAAAAAAUUCCAUGAAGGCGCGACGAAGAACCGGGGGGAAGGCGCCAGGGGAAGAGCGGGUUAUCCGCACAUAGAUCGAGACCGCGUCACGAACCAGAACACCGCAUCGAUUCCAGCCAGGGUUUGGUUGGUUCGUUCUGUGCUGUUUGUAUGAACCCAGCACACCACGACCUCCAGGAAGAAACUUUUGAUUCCGCCGGUCGGAACCAUUCCCCCGAAAAAAUUUCAUAGCUUUGUUCAUUCCAGCCAGUCUCUACGACCACAUAUCAUCGAACGAAGGUGCGGUUUUACAUCGAUUGGCAAAAACAAAUGCUAUGAGUCGGCGACGGUCGUAGCAGGGAAACAAACCAAGCAUCGAAGAGACCCAAGUCGGGUGGAAUCUCCGUUGUCGGUAGUCUCUACCCAUAAAACACGAAAAUGCUCCGCUGGUCAAUUCGCAUCCAAUUUGUUGGUAGAACCAGGAAAUAAUCUCUGGGGUUUUGUCCAUCAUGUUUUCGGGUGUCCAUUGCGAAAGCCGAUCCUCAGUGUUUGACGAAAAUAUGGUCACUUUUUCUGAAAGGAGAGCAAAGCUUUCACACGACGAGAUUCUGAAUAAAAAUCGACUUAUCAU
Messenger RNA from Pseudo-nitzschia multistriata, 2251 nucleotides. Lineage: Eukaryota; Bacillariophyta; Bacillariophyceae; Bacillariales; Bacillariaceae. The record is from the annotation of a GenBank genome assembly.